AUGCAGAGCGGCAACAUCCUCCAGAUCCCGUUUCGAAGAACGCACAGUCUCCUGCUGUCUGAGCCAAUCAAGAACUAUAUCGAGACGAAGUAUGACCAGCACCCUAAUACUUUCGCCAGGGAUCUUGAAGUGAUUGAUCAGUUACGGAAGGAUGCUGUCAACGCUCUCGAACCGCACAGUAGCGGAGUGCGCAAAUUGCAGCAAUAUGCGGCGCAGCUAGUGUAUAUGAGUGGAAAGUUUCCGGUUGACAUUGGCGCAGACUUCACAUGGUAUCCAUCAUUAGGCUAUCAUACUAACCAGGCCCAUACUGAGAACAAUAUCCGUUUCGAGCUCGCGAACGUGCUGUUUAAUCUUGCGGCGAUGUACUCGCAGCUUGCUCUCUCCUCGAAUCGGGCUACUGCGGACGGUUUAAAAGCUGCCGCGAACAAUUUCUGCUUCGCUGCAGGUGUUGUGGAGCACCACAAGACGGUCAUCUUGCCAGAACUCCGAAGCAGUCCAUCGGAGGAUAUGGAUGGUCUAACGCUGGAAGCACUGCAGGCUCUCAUGUUGGCGCAGGCGCAAGAGUGCUUCUGGCAGAAAGCAGUCAAGGACGGUCUCCGGGACGCCAGCAUAGCGAAGUUGGCAGCUAAAGUCAGCGAUUUGUACAGCGAAGCCGCAGAUUGGGCUCUCAAGAGUGCGAGUGUCAACAGCGAGUGGAUUCACCACAUGAACGCUAAGCACCACCACUUCGCUGCCGCGGCGCAAUACCGUGCUGCAUGUGACUGCUUGGAGAAGAGAAAGUACGGCGAGGAAGUCGCCAGACUGCGAGACAGCCUCAGCUGCGUGAACGAGGCACUGAAGGAGAGCAAGUGGAUCAAUAGGGCAGUACUCGGCGAUCUAAACGGCCUGCGAAGCAGGGUUUCGGAGGACUUGAAGCGGGCUGAGAAAGACAACGACACUAUCUACCUGAUCCCAGAGCCAUCGAAGUCCGAGCUGAAAGUGCUAGACAGGGCAAGCAUGGUGGCUGCCAAGAUACCAAAGGAAAUCAGCCACUCACAAGAAAUGCUUGGUGACCAUGGAGACCUUGGAAAGCCGCUCUUCGCCAAACUGGUGCCGUACAGUGUUCACGUCGCCGCGUCAAUAUAUGCAGAUCGACGCGAUCGGCUCGUUAAUCAAGCUAUUAUUGCGGAGUUAGAAGCGAUUACUGCGCGUAUUAAAGAUCUGCUAGCGAGUUUGAGCCUGCCGGGGUCAUUGCAGGCGCUCGAGAAACCCUUAGGCCUGCCUCCGGGUUUGGCGAGUCAUGCGGAAGAGGUGCGACAGAAUGGUGGAGUGCAUCGGCUGCACGACACCAUUGCCAACACAGCGAAAUUGAAGUCCAGCGUAAGAGCGAUGUAUCAGGAUGGCGUCGAUCUUCUCCGUACAGAGGCGGGCGAAGAUGAGGCGGCGAGGCGGAAGUUCGGUACUGAUCGGUGGUCACGCCUAGCUGCGAAGGAUGCUCUCCCAAAGCUGUAUACACAGGUCGAUGAGAUUAACGGGUAUUUGAAGCAAGCGGACAACAGCGAUGAGCUCGUGCAGAGCAGACUUCGUGAACACGAAAGCUUGAUCCGCUUACUGGGUGGCACCGAUCGAGAUCUGGAGGACUACGUGCCGAGCAGCAGCCGUGCAACUAUGACGGCGAAGGUGGAGAGGGAAGCGAACAACCUACGUGGCACUCUGAACGAAGUUAACCGCCUCGAAAGCCGAAGGCGGAAAAGGGUCGAGGCAUUGAAGACGAAGAAGAAUGAAGACGAGGUCCUUCCCGAUCUUUUGCGUGAAACUGCGCGCUUGGAACGCGAGUAUCCAAUGCAACCCAUUACAGCCUCGCAAUUCGAGCAUCUCUUCGACGACCGGCUCAAGAGAUACGAUUCGGAUCAAAACGAUUUGAGACAAGAGGACGCCGAGAUGGUUGCCUUGGCCGAGCGAAUACGAUCUGCAAGCCAUUCCUUCCAAGUUGCGAGACAGGGCGAUCAAUCAUCUCGUGAACGCGAACAAGCUCUGCAAAACCUCGAGAACGCAUACGCCGCCUACACACAGAUUGUUCGCGACCUCGAGACGGGUCGCAAGUUCUACAACGACCUGGGUGCCAUCGUGACACGCUUUCGCGAUGAAUGUCGAAACUUUGUCUAUACCCGUCGCACCGAAGGGCAAGCGCUCGAGUCGGAUCUGUCGAAUGCAAUGGCAGGCAUGCAUCUCCAGCAGCAGAACCAGCAGAGUCUCAUUUCCGAAAAGAACGCCCAAGCACGCACUCAGCAGCCCCAACCACAGCAGCACGUACCACCCACCGCCAGAAUGGUUGAAGGGGCCAUCGCAGCCCCGACGCCUCAGCGCCCACAAGCGCAGCCUCCGCCUGUUACUGCCGUGCAGGAGAGCCCGCAGACAGUCUGGCAGCAAGGCAUGCCCAUGGUGUUUGCCGGGCCAAAAGCUGCUGCUGGCACGAAUGGCGGUAUGAACGGCGCAACUGCUGUAGAUGGCCGAUGGGAGCCAAGCAAAGGACUGCGUUUCACGCCUCGAUAA
Messenger RNA from Baudoinia panamericana UAMH 10762, 2532 nucleotides. RefSeq lists its product as uncharacterized. Gene Ontology annotation, cellular component: endosome. Gene Ontology annotation, molecular function: protein binding. Bases 1 to 2532 code for a protein of 843 amino acids. The transcript is spliced from 2 exons. Lineage: Eukaryota; Fungi; Ascomycota; Dothideomycetes; Mycosphaerellales; Teratosphaeriaceae. The record is from RefSeq and is a predicted model, not a curated record.